This is a messenger RNA of Physcomitrium patens, 2634 nucleotides long. Its product is annotated as 26S rRNA (cytosine-C(5))-methyltransferase NOP2B. Gene Ontology annotation, molecular function: rRNA (cytosine-C5-)-methyltransferase activity; RNA binding. The record is from RefSeq and is a predicted model, not a curated record. Gene Ontology annotation, cellular component: nucleolus. Gene Ontology annotation, biological process: rRNA base methylation; maturation of LSU-rRNA. NCBI's taxonomy places the organism in Eukaryota, Viridiplantae, Streptophyta, Bryopsida, Funariales, Funariaceae.
GGCGGCCGCCAAGCAGUGCUCCGAUUCAAUGACCGCACAUUUCAUGCUUUCUUUGUGCCUGUGGAAGAGGCAUUCGGAGACUAGACCCAAGGAUUCUCUGCUCUGACCUCUCUCCCUGGAUUGUUGCUGCGAUUCUCGUACUCUCCCAGUUCGAGUUUCGUGGUGUUGAGAGCUAGUUCUGGGGAGCUUGUUUGGAGCACGGAAGGCGAAUGGUACUGAAACAGGUCAAUCUAUAAGUUUCUUUGCGAGUUCAAUUUGAUUUGUACAAUGGGGAGGAAGCCGAAGCAAUCCACAGAGGUUAAAGUGAAGAAGGAAGAGAGUGACGACUUCAUGGAGAAGAAACUAAAGAUGAAAAAUAAGGGGUUCACCGAUGACAAUAAAAAGUGGCUGAAGGCAAAGUUGAUUGAAAGCUCCUCUGAGGAGGAAGGCGAAGAUGAAGAUGAGGAUGAGGAUGAUGAAGGAGAUGGCGAAAUUGAAAUGGAAGAGGACGAUGGCAGUGAUGAAGGCAGUGAUGAUGGUGAGGAGAGCGAUGAAGACAGUGAAGAUGAAAUGGACGUGGAGAAGAAGUCACGCUUCUUGGAUGCUCAGAAGCAGCGAGAGGUUGAAGAGGCUAGACAGGAAGAAAUGCAGCUUAACAUCCAGGGUGACGCUGAUGAUUUUCGGUUACCUACUGAAGAGGAGCUAGAACAAGAAGCGAAAGGCCCUCCAGACCUACCAAAUAUCUUGCGGCGAAUCAAAGACAUUGUCCGUGUGCUUUCUAGCUUUAAAGCUUUAAGGCCCGAAGGAGCUGCCCGAGCUGACUAUGUGAAACAGCUUUCAUCUGAUCUAUCCCUGUAUUAUGGUUACAACGACUUCCUUAUCAGUACCUUCUUACAGAUGUUUCCUCCUGCCGAAGUGCUGGAGUUCCUUGAAUCAAAUGAGAAACCUCGGCCAAUAUCCUUGAGAACCAACACCCUGAAGAGCCGUAGGAGGGAUCUGGCCCAAGUUUUGAUUAACAGAGGAGUCAACUUGGAUCCACUGGGAAAGUGGACGAAAGUCGGCCUGGUCGUAUACGAAUCUCAAGUACCCGUUGGUGCGACUCCUGAAUACAUGGCUGGUCACUACAUGCUUCAAAGUGGAUCUUCCUUUUUGCCAGUGAUGGCUCUGGCACCUCAAGAGAAGGAACGAGUUGUAGAUAUGGCAGCUGCCCCAGGAGGAAAAACUACCUACAUCGCUGCACUAAUGAAAAAUACAGGUGUCAUCUAUGCAAAUGAAUUGAAAGAGCCACGUAUAAAAUCCCUGUCUGCCAACCUUCAUCGAAUGGGUGUGACGAACACAAUCAUCUGUAAUUAUGAUGGUCGCCAGUUGCCUCACAAGUUGGGACUACGAUCGGUGGACCGGGUUUUGUUAGAUGCGCCGUGCAGCGGAACCGGGGUUGUAGGAAAGGAUGAGUCGGUGAAAGUUACGAAGAGUGCGGAAGAUAUUCAACGCUGUGCAUUCCUGCAAAAAGAACUCAUUCUAGCUGCUAUAGACAUGGUGGAUGCUAAUUCAAAGACUGGAGGAUAUCUUGUUUAUUCGACAUGUUCAGUAAUGGUAGCAGAGAAUGAAGCCGUUGUGGAUUAUGCUUUAAGGAAGCGGGAUGUGAAGAUUGUUCCAACAGGGUUAGAAUUCGGGCGUGAAGGCUUUACAAAAUUUCGAGAGAGUCGGUUUCACCACACGCUGAAGAAUACUAGACGGUUUUAUCCUCAUGUGCACAACAUGGAUGGCUUCUUUGUUGCCAAGCUGAAGAAGAUAAGUAACAAGGUCAAGAAAGAUGAUGGCAAUGACGAUGCCGAUGAUGAAGAGCCGGCAGAGGAAGUCACGAGAGAUGAAGGAGAUGAGAUGGAAGUUGAGGAAGUUGGUCAAGAUCGGAUCGCCGAUGGUGGUGCAUCUGCUGGCAAUGGUGACGACGGAGACAUGGAUGUCCCUAACGGCAAAGCUGAGAACAGUGAACCGGCAAAAGUAAAGAGAAAGUUUUUGAAUAGGAGGGAGCGGAAGAGUUUGCCAUCAAAAGAAGAGAUUGCUCAACAGAGGGAGGAGAAGAGGGAAGCCAUGCGUCAACGGAAAGCCGAAGAAGCCGCAGCCAAAACUCCUGCCCCUUCUUCCGAACCUACAGCGAUGGAGGGAGUUAAGUCUACCAAGGAAUCGCCUGUUUCUAAUGGAAAAGCCAAGAAGGGUAACAAAAAAGCGUCUAAGAAAGUGAAGCAGUCUCCUUCGGCGACAAAAGAGGGUUCAGCCAGCAAGAAACGGAAGGCCUCAAAAUGAGAAGUGCAAACAACAAAUCGACGUGUCCUUGUUGCACCUUUGUAGGAUUUGAGAUUCUCACUGAACUGGUGUAUUGAGGCGAAAGGCCUGUGCAAAUUUCACCGACCUUAUGUUCUCAUCAAGUAGGGUUCUAUACCUUGUCCUUGUGAAUUGUAACUCAGACCUCAGAAAACGUAGAGCUUCCGAGUUUAAGAUUCAGCUAAUCGUGCAAUUUUAUUAUGCACUAUCACAAGGCAAAGCAAGUUUAAGAUAUAUCUGGUGCCCAGUUAGAGUGCACUGCUGAUUUUAUGCAUGGUAUUCCCCUGCUGAAAUUUUUUUAGUAAAUUGCCGGUAUCCUUUUAUUCUUGUGAA